UCUGACGUCACUGCUAACAAUGGCUGCUGAGGAAAUCUGCACCGAGGCUGAAAAAAACAUCCUAGGUUACAAAGAAGACGUCAGACUGCUGGGAAUCUACUGGAAACCGCAGAUUGAACUCCAAAGAAUCGAACUCCAAAAGCCACAUGUCUCCAAUGAGGAAGAAACUCUGACCGUCCAACAGCUCUGUAACCGGGAGAGGAGGUCCAGUUAUGACCAGGAGGAACUAGUACCUCCAUGGACUGAAGAGGAUCAGAUGGAACCAGAUAAACCAUCUCCUCCUUUUAAAGAACUGCUGGAACCAGAACCUCAGUGGAUUAAAGAGAAGGAGGAAGAGCUCCUGCUUAUUAAAGAAGAAAAUAUGGAACCCCAGGUUACCUGGGCUAAUGAGGAGCAGAAGGAGCCAGAGUUUCUACCCAUUAAACUGGAGGAACCAGGACCUCCAUGGAUUAAAGAGGAAGAACCCCCAGAGACCUCGCUUAUUAAAGAAGAAAAUGAAGAACCCCGUGUUUCCUGGGUUAUUGAGGAACAGAAAGAACCAGAGUUUCUACAGAUUAAAAAACAGGAGGAACCAGGACCUCCAUGGAUUAAAGGAGAAGAGAAAGAACAAUCACUGUUUAAGCUAAAGGAGGAACCAGAUUCUUUCCUGCCUAAACCUGAGCAAAGCAUAACCGAAUGUUCCCCACCUAGACUGGACCUACACUGCAGACAGGAAGACCAGCUGCUUCUUCAGAAGCAGUCCAUCACUUUUAUGGAGACUUUUACUCCUCAGGAAGAGGAUUUGAGUAAAAAUGAACCAAGAACUCAGCAGCAUUCCUUUCAUAUCCCUCCUAUAGCGGAGACAAAAGAUCAGGAAGAAAGUUGCUCGUCUUUGUCAGAGAGUCGCUGUCAAACCGACAAAAAGACUUUCAAAUGUGAUAUUUUUGGAAGAUCAUCUAAGACUAAAUAUAACAUGAAACAGCAUUACAGAACCCACACGGAUGAGACAUGUACUUCAUGCGAGAUGUGUGGGAAAAGUUUCUCUCAGAUUAGUCAUUUAAAUGCUCACAUUAAAACCCACACUGGUGAGAAACCUUUUUUAUGUAAAACAUGUGGAAAAAGUUUCUCUCGAAUAAGUAAUUUAAACGUUCAUAUCAAAACUCACACUGGUGAGAAACCUUUUUCAUGCAAGAGAUGUGGAAAAUGUUUUUCACGGAGAAGUAGUUUAAAUGUUCACAUCAGUACCCAUACUGGUGAGAAACCUUUUCCCUGUAAGACUUGUGGAAAAUGUUUCUCUCGAAAGAGUAACUUAAAUGUUCACAUCAGAAACCACACAGCUGAGAAACCUUUUCCAUGUAAGAUUUGUGGAAAAAGUUUCACCCGAAUGAGUCAUUUAAAUGUUCACAUCAGAAACCACACAGAUGAGAAACCUUUCCAAUGUCAGACAUGUGGAAAACGUUUCUCAUAUAUUAGUCAGCUUAAUAGCCACAUUAGAAUGCACACUGGUGAGAAACCGUUUAUCUGCAACACAUGUGGGAAACGUUUCUCUCAGAUUAGUCAUUUAAAUGUUCACAUCAGAAACCACACAGGUGAGAAACCUUUUACUUGUAAGAUAUGUGGAAAAAGUUUCACUCAGGUUAGGAUUUUAAAUAUUCACUUCAGGACCCACACAGGUGAGAAACCUUUUACAUGCAAGACAUGUGGACGAAGUUUCUCUCAGUUUGGUCAUUUAAAUAAUCACAUGAAAACCCACACUGGUGAGAAACGUUUUACUUGCAAAACAUGUGGAAAACAAUUCUCCCGAACUGACAAUUUAACGAAUCACAUCAGGACUCACACUGGGGAGAAACCUUUCACAUGCAAGACAUGUGGAAAAGGUUUCUUUCGGAUUGGUCGCCUAAAUGCUCACCUCAGAACACACACUGGUGAGAAACCUUUUCCAUGCCAGACACAUGGAAAAGGUUUCUCUAACUUAGUCAUUUAAAUGUUUGCGAUGUUCAAUGUGAAAAUUGUUUCUAUGUGAGACGUGGGAAGCUGAGUAAUUUAAAUAUUCACACAUGGCAUUAUGUAAAUAUGAAAUAAAGCUUCAUCGACACUGGCAUACUGAAAAGGUCCAGCCUUCUCCAGCC
Cyprinodon variegatus (sheepshead minnow) is the source of this 2108-nucleotide messenger RNA. RefSeq names its product gastrula zinc finger protein XlCGF57.1-like. The record is from RefSeq and is a predicted model, not a curated record. Lineage: Eukaryota; Metazoa; Chordata; Actinopteri; Cyprinodontiformes; Cyprinodontidae. Gene Ontology annotation, biological process: regulation of transcription by RNA polymerase II. Gene Ontology annotation, molecular function: DNA-binding transcription factor activity, RNA polymerase II-specific; RNA polymerase II cis-regulatory region sequence-specific DNA binding. Bases 20 to 1963 code for a protein of 647 amino acids. Gene Ontology annotation, cellular component: nucleus. The transcript has 2 exons.